AUGGAGGUAGCGGCAACAAGCGUGGGCAAGUCGCUUCUGAACUGCCUGCUAGGCCAGGCCAAGUCCGCCAUAGCCGAAGAUGCUGCAACCAAGCAGGCUGUGCAGCGUGAUAUGGUUUUCCUUACGGACGAGAUGCCAGAGAUGCAGACUUUCCUGAGGAACAUAGCUGAACAGAGAAGGGACAGGAUGCUACCCAGGAGCAGGGUGGAGCAACAUGUCCGUGAUCUUGCGUAUGACGUUGAGGACUGCCUCGACGACUACGCUGUUCACCUGAAGAACCCGUCUGGGUGGCGCUUCGCUCAAACGCUGCUUGAGAGGCAACGGAUUGCCCAGGAGAUGAAGGGGCUGAGAGCAAGGGUGGAGGACAUGAGCCAGAGGAACAGGCGCUACCGCUUUGCCGCUCUCCACCCCAACUCUCAGCCUGCAGCUUUCUCUGCUGAGAGGCCCUCCAGUACUGUUGGCCCUGACGGGCAACUGGAUCUUGCUGCUGCCAUAUUUGGCAUCGAUGAGGCAAGGCGUGCAGCAAGGUACAUGAAUCAAAGAGUGGAUCUCCUGCAGCUAAUCAAUAGCGAGGAAGAGGACCUUAAGGUGACUGCAGUAUGGGGAACAAUGGGUGAUAUCGGCCAAACGUCAAUCAUCAGGGCGGCUUAUGACAACCCAUCUGUCCAAAUCAAAUUCCCGCGCCGAGCAUGGGUGAGGGUGAUGCAUCCUUUCAAUCCAAAAGACUUCAUCCAGAGUCUAGUGAAUCAGUUUCAUGCAGCAGCCCAAGGGGUUGAAGGUCUGUUUGCAAAACACAUCACGGAACAAGAUUUAGCUCAGGAAUUUCGAAGACAUGUGAGUGAUCAGAGGUGUCUAAUUGUGCUUAAUGACCUUUCCACCAUUGAAGAGUGGGACCAGAUUAAAAAUUGCUUCCGAAACGUACACCACAAGAAGGGAAGUAGAAUCAUUGUGUCAACAACGCAAGUUGAAGUUGCAAGCUUAUGUGCAGGACAAGAACGCCGGGUCUCAGAGCUAAAGCAACUGUCUGCUGAUCAUUCCCUUUACGCAUUCUAUGACGACAAGCUAGACCGUCUAGCAUGUGUUGUUUUCUGCACACUUUCACCAUUUGAUGUUGUUUUUUCGCCAUUCUUUAAGAGUGCUCAAGACAUAACAUAUUCGGCAGAGUCAGUGUCCAGCUCAGCGCUGCCUACAUCUGAGAUUGACGAGGACCAAUACGAUGCUGCCGCUAUAGAUAUGAUGGUUGUGGAGGAAUCUCAGUUCACUGGGCGAACGAGAGAAAAACUAGAUAUUGCCAGACUAAUUUUAGAAGAUUAUUCUCGUGAUCAUCUUAGGGUGAUCGCAGUGUGGGGAAUCGGUGGUAUUGGAAAAACCACUCUAGUUACAGAUGUUUGGCAAAAUAAAGCGGUUAUUGAGAAGUUUACAAAGCGUGCCUUUGUGACCGUCUUGCGCCCUUUCAAGCUUCAGGGGCUCCUUAGUAGCAUAGCUAUCCAGCUAGAUGUUGACAAAGAAAAUGAUUAUGCAUCGAUGUCUGUUGACCAGUUGACUAAAGCAUUGGAAAGGCUUUCAGUGGAUAGAAAGUGUUUGAUUGUUGUUGACGACAUAUUCCAAACCACAGAAUGGGAUAAAAUGGUAGAAGCAUUCCCUAAAAUUGGACGAGCUACAUGGACCAUAGUGAUCACCACAAGGCAAGAGGACAUCGCUGAGCACUGUUGCAAAGAACUACGGUACAUGUACAAGCUCAACACUAUAGGAGCUACGGAAGCCCACAAUCUCUUCAUAAAAACGGUAUUCAAGCAGACUGUAGAUUUGAACAAGCAAUAUCCUGAGUUGGUUGAACCAGCAAAACUGAUCCUUAAGAAGUGUGAUGGAGUUCCUCUUGCAAUUGUCACCAUAGGUAGUUUCUUGGCAGAGCAAGAAACAAAAAAUGUUGAGGAGUGGAGAAAACUGAAUGAACACAUAACUGCUAGGUUGGAGAUGAAUCCAAAGAUUGGGCUUAUAAGAGCAGUUCUUAUGGAAAUUUAUGAUGGCUUACCCUAUUACCUUGAACCUUGUUUCUUGUACAUGUCCAUCUUUCCAGAAGACUGCAAUAUUACCCGAAGACGUCUGGUGCGCCGCUGGGCUAUAGAGGGUUACUCAACAGAGGCACGGGGCAAAUCUUCGAUGGAAAUAGCAGAUGGCUACUUUGAGGAACUGAUUGCAAGAAGCAUGAUACUACCGACUCAUGAAUCAAUUGUCAGUAGACAAAAGGCUGACUCUUGCAAGCUACAAGAUCUCAUCCGGGACAUGGGCAUUUCAGUGUCGAUGGAAGAAAAUUUUGCUCUCAGAUUGGAAGAAGGUUGCAACUCGAGCACUCACUGCACAGCACGUCACCUUGCCAUAAGCAGCAACUGGGAGGGAGACAAGGGUGAGUUCGAGAGCAUUGUGGAGCUGUCCCGUAUAAGGUCUUUAACAGUGUUCGGUAAGUGGAAGCCAUUUUAUAUUUCUGACAAGAUGAGGUUUCUCCGAGUGUUGGAUUUGGAAGACACAGAAGGUCUAGGUAACCAUUGCCUUGAGAAUGUUGGGAAGCUUCUACAUCUCAGAUACCUUUCUCUAAGAGGGUGCCGUGGUAUUUUUUGUUUGCCUGAUUCAGUGGGUAAACUAAGUCAACUUGAGGUCCUGGACAUCAAAGGGACGAAAAUACAAGUAUUGCCCAAAACCAUUGUCAGGCUUAGGAAGCUACGUCAUCUCCAUGCAGGCGGUGGUUUUAAUCUUCGUGGGGAGCUAAGUUUUUCUGAGAAGUGUAUGGCACUUUUGGAGGUACAGUGUAACGCAUGUUUGGGACAGUUCCGUGAAAUCCAUGGCAGGAGUAGGCGUGAUUGGUGCACUAUAGCUUGCUGCGCAGCAUUAUCUCCUAUUAUGAUGGGCAUGGGAUUUCCAGAUGAUGAUAGUGUUACGGUGCCAAGAGGGAUGAGGAACGUGAAAUCGCUACACACACUACGUUAUGUGAAUCUUGCAUGGGGAAAUGCUAUUGUGGAAGACAUAAAAUGUCUCACGGGACUUCGCAAGCUAGGAUUGGUUGGCCUCAGCAAGGAAAAUAGUUGGAACUUAUGUGUAGCAAUUUCUAAGCUCAGCCUCCUUGAAUCAUUGUCCCUUUGCUCAGAGCUAGAUUUAUCUGACUGUCUGAAUGCCAUCAAACCACCUCCAGAAAACCUCCGGAGCCUGAAGCUACGUUGCAAGAUGACCAAAUUGCCUGAAUGGAUCGGGAGGCUCCAGAAUCUGGUGAAGCUCACGCUAGAUGGAACCGGUCUCUCGAAGGAUGAUGCAACCAUGCAACACAUUGGGAUGCUACAAAACCUGUCGAUUCUGCGUUUGAUGGAGUAUCAUGACAUAACUAUUAGACAAGUCCACUUCAAGAGAGGCCUUUUCAUGAGCGUUGAUGUUCUCGACCUUUAUUACGGCUGGGCCUCGGAAAUCGAGUUAGUCCACUUCGAUGUGGAAACAAUGCCUAAACUUGAGGUGUUGCGUCUUGGCCUUGGAAAGGAUGUUACCUUUUCUGGGCUACACUGUCUCCACAGAAUCAAAGAAGUACAGCUACGUUUUUCGUCGACCUUUCCAGAAUAUUCCAAGGAAGAGUUUUGUCAGGAAAUGAGGGAUCGGCUGGAAGGGAAUCGGAAUCGGCCCGUGUUGAAGGUGGAAUGA
This is a messenger RNA of Miscanthus lutarioriparius, 3678 nucleotides long. NCBI's taxonomy places the organism in Eukaryota, Viridiplantae, Streptophyta, Magnoliopsida, Poales, Poaceae. The record is from the annotation of a GenBank genome assembly.